Messenger RNA from Penicillium diatomitis, 4599 nucleotides. Its product is annotated as putative Rho guanyl nucleotide exchange factor. The transcript is spliced from 4 exons. Gene Ontology annotation, molecular function: guanyl-nucleotide exchange factor activity. The record is from RefSeq and is a predicted model, not a curated record. The coding region runs from base 1 to 4599 and encodes 1532 amino acids. Lineage: Eukaryota; Fungi; Ascomycota; Eurotiomycetes; Eurotiales; Aspergillaceae.
AUGGCACUCAACACGAAUGCGCCGGGAGGCACCACAAUGGCGGACUUGCCUCUAGAAUACCUCAGUCUCUACCAUGCCGUUGAUACCCAUCUAUCUUCCAUUUUCAUCUUCUAUGGACCUGUCGCGACAGCAAACGCCACCGUGAGCAGCUCGCGCAUCCAGGCGCACAUCUUCACGCCCGCUGGGUUCCAAAGCUACUCUCGAAUCACCAUCUCCCCCGCCGCACCCCUCUACGCAGCCGUCAACCAUUUGCCCCGCGACAAACAGGGAGACCCCAUUACGCGAGGACUUGCUGUUAGCAUGUUGAAGUAUUUCGCUGAAUUGUCGGAACCCGUGAGGAAGCAGUUGACAGCUUCUGCCCGAAUGGGCCUGCGACAGGGCGAGAGGCCCCCAAGGCUCUUCGAUGAUGUGCAUGCUGCGGAGUUGGCGAAUAACAUGAAGUUGGUCGAGAACCCGUCCGAGAUUGUACGUGAUGUUCGCAGUGCCUGUCAGGAAAGGAGGAUCCCUUGGGUGGACAUGGAUGUGGUGUUGCCUGCGGGGCUCAUACACUGUCCACAGCGGCGAGGAAGCGCUGGCUCGGACAUUGAAAUGACCCAGUCACUGGACUAUGGCCCAUAUACACAACUCAUCGAGGCUCUGGGUCAGCCGAUGUUUCUGCCUACCUCCAGGCUGAAGCGGGCGCCAUCACAACCGACCAAUGUCAGCAAGUCGAGAAUCUUUUCGCGGAGUCAAAAAGAGGCCCUGAGAUUGACCAUGUGUGAAUUUGUGGAUACGGAGGAACGGCCCAGCGCAGAGAACCCACGAGCCUCAGUCCAGAUGAGAAAGCUUUGGAGGCCCUCUUCCCCCCCCUCUUUGAAUGAGAUUCUGGACAUCAAUCUAGGAUUUCUCGAUGUGAUCAGGAACAUCCUGGAGGAGACGGAGAAGGAUGCUUUGGAGGAUAUCAGUCAAGAUACCGAACUGCCCGCCUCCAAAGCACAUCGAAGCUCUUCGCGGGACGGCAAAGAUGCCAUCGGCGCAACCAAGUUCGCCCGGGAGUUGCUGGAGUGGUUACCCCGAUUCUCAGCGCCGUAUGCGGAUUACAUGCGUGCGCACAACGGCUUCACCCAAACACUGAACUCGUUCAUGCGCGACAAAACCUCGAGCUUCUCUCGACGCGUGCACGAGACUGGAGAACAAAGAUUACGCUCCCUGCUGAUGGAACCUGUCCAGCGGCUACCCCGCUAUAGUCUGCUGAUCGAUACCAUGACAGGCAGUCUGCCGCUGGUUCAUCCUGCGGUUCGGCCUUUGCUGAAAGCGCGAGAUAUUGUCAAGGACAUCUGCGCCCUAGAUAACGGAUCGCCAUCUAGUCAUGUGCAGAGCCUUCGACGGCUGAGGGAGAUUGUUGAUGGCUGGUCAGGGAAGUCUUUUCCCGAAGGUCGACUGAUCACCGCCGUGGAUGUUAAUGAGAUUACGCCGCCAUAUAAUCUAGAAUCGCGGACCUCGGCACCAGCUGCCGGCAUUAUGCUACUCUACAAGAACUGUCUCGUUCUGAUUUCUAAAUCUGUGGGCAGUCGCGUAACCGCACGAGGAUUGCUCGCCGAUAUCGACGACGCGGCAUCGUCGAAUGGCGAGACGCCGACAUCAAUCCCAAGCGCUGACCUCAAAGUUGCGCAAGUGUUCGAAAUACACUCUGUGCGAUGCAUGCAAUCGGGUUGCGGUCGAUUACUCUACAUAAUACCUACGACACAUUCCCCGAGUGCAGCUUCUCCAAAAGGUAGCGACGACGUUGUCGCUUUGAAACUGACGGCAUUGUACGAAGGAAAAGUCGGCAAGUUGAUUGAAGAAAUCACCAAGGCCCGCAUUGAGGGACGAUUUCCAGAACAACAGCGGGAGGGGGGCAAAUGGACUUUGCGCAGCCCUCCUUCGCCAGCCAACAACACCGGUAUUUUAGCGUGCGUCUAUGAGAAUGGGCAGAGCGUCGCUCUAGAACAGGGGCCGGCGCCGUUCAUACGAAUGCUCUUCGAUACACCAAAAGCUGAGUGGGCCGAGACUCUUCAAGCAUCAAACGCAGAUGUCGUCAUGUCGAUAAACUCCUCCGACAACGAACAGUUCAGGCUUGACAUUGACUCAGUAAUCGGUUCUCCGUCGACGGACUUAGUGACCGUGGACACGUUUGUUCCGACACUUCUUCGAAGAUUACAUUCGCUUCUCGUUCCCCUGAACGGCGCUCGCAACACAAAGCUGAUGAAACCUCUGAUCAGUUCUAACUAUGAGAUUCUUCGUUACAUUGCGGGCGCUUUAGUCAUGCAAGUCAAAUCAUCACGCAGCUUCCGACCUCCCUCGCCCACCAAGCUCAUUUCAAAUUUCUUGGGAGGCAGUCGCGAGACUGUGCCUACAGUCAAACACCCCAGUUCAGCUACCUUGCUUGGUGAAUUUCCGAAAAUGUCACCGCAACGAAUCAAUCUUUCCAGAUCCAAUACCCUUCCAUCUGCAUUUCCCGGAAAGGACAACUGUAAGGAAAAGCAACCGGAAAAGGACAAAGACAAGGAGUCAAGCAGAAUUUCUAUGGUGGAAGUUUCUGGAGCCAGAGGUCCGGAUGGUCAGCUGCGGUCCUUAGAACAGACGUUUGCUGCUUAUAUUCUCUCGUUACAAUCUCGCAGUGGCAACAUUCUUGGGCGUAUGCUGCGUAAUCGAGAACAUGCGGAUCGCGCACUUGUCAACGAGCUCUACAACAUUCUACUGGAGGAUCCCAGUAAGUUGCAAGCAGCCGCCGAGGUUCCCGUGGAUACUCUUUUCGUUGCAUUCGAGACAUUCAUGAGAAAUGCCUGGAGGGAGAAUAUGGGGCCCAUCAUUGAUUCAACAGCACUCAAAAAUCUUCAAAAACAUUUCGACAAUAUGUUUCCCCGGGACUUCGAGGAGCAAUUCCGGAAGUUUCUGGUCAACACCAACCCACAGAAUUGCCGAGCCUUGGCGGCUAUCACUCGACUCCUUGCUGAACUUCUCGACGCGUCUGGAAAUGAUGGUGACCGUGGCGCCCUCACGGUUGCCUUUGCAGAAGUCCUGACAGAAGACGGGGACCCUGUACAGCAUGUGUCACUCCUGGAUCGUCUUGUGGACGACUUCGACAAUCUGUUUGAGGAGCUCAUCCCUUACGGGUCAUCUGUGGAAGGCGCCUUGAAUUUUGACCGGAGUAAAUCACCUCAAACGAGCAAGGGGUCAGUGAGCUCCAAUAGCUCUUCUUUCCGCCGACGCUUUGGAUUCAAUCUUCAUAAAGACAGCUCCAAAGCUGAAGGAGAGAGCAAAAUGGCGUCAAUUCUACGCACCCUCAGCAAGAAAUCCAGUCCAGGCGAAUCUGACCCGAACAUUCCACGAGGCUCUCUACUUCGAUCCAAGUCUACGGACGUAGAUAGCCGCUUAGGAUUCUUGAGACCAACAUCCCGUGAGCGUCCAUAUGGCUUCUCCUCCGAGGAGCAAAUUUCUAGGCCGGGUACCGGACAAGGGCAGCCGCCGUCCCUAUCAUCCCUUCGGGGCAUAUCUCACGAUGGUGCUGUGAAGCUUCGAAGGAGAAGAAGGAGCUCUUUAUCAGACUUUCGCCCCGAUACGGCGUCUUCUGACACCUCGCAUGUCUCUUCUAUCGCGCACCUGCGCCCAGCGACUCCGUCGAACAGACCGCGAACAGAAUCAAUCACGCCUGCUAGUCAGCCCCGACCUCAUAGCAGCUACCUAACCUCUUCAAGUAGGCCUACGUCACCGACCAAGGCCCCUUCUCCUGGUCGUCUUGGAUCUCCUAUUCGCCAAACAUCGCCUACGCGCCCUGCAACUCCAAGCCGGAAGGAGAAUGUCGACCCCAAAGUGCCUCAAAGAGAGCGAUCGACUCAGUCCAAGUUUCAACAUGCUGGAUCGCCUCCCCAAGAGUCCAAGCGGCGAUCCCGUGCGACCAGCAUCCCUCAACGAACCCCUGCACUCCGAGAGCGGGCACCUGCAAAUGGUACCGAGGUUAGGCGGCCGCAGUCAUCCUCCUCCUCGCAAAGACCGCCAAAGCUGCGAAUGCAGAGUCCUCAAAAACUUCGAGAACGUGUGCAGGCGGAAAAACACAAUCAAGCCAUUGGUCAGGCCAGCUUCCACAACGAACUCCAAGCUCUAGGUGACGAAAUAGUCCACUUUGAGUUGCCGAUGGGCCAUGACGCGGAGGAUACAGUGGAUACUCCCAGAGAACGUCGAUCUCCUGACACAAAACCUCAUCUCCAAAGCCGAUUCAAACGCCUUGAACAGCGAUUCAAUUCCAUGGCUGGAGAAUACAACGAUCGAACCUCAGCCCUUGAAAGAGAUCUAGAGUCCUCCUUGGUCGUUAGCGAAAAGCGCGUCAAAAAGCUAGACGAGCUAUACCGCGAAGCAAGUGCAGAGAAUGAAGCACUCUACGACCGAUUUAAUGCAGAACUCAGCAAGAUAGCGAAAGAUGUUCGGUCUGGCAGCGCUGAAGACGUCCUCAAAGACCAACUGAGUAAUGCGCUGGAGGAGAUCAGCCGUCUAAAGAAGGAGAAUUUCCGACUUAAGAGAGAAGUCGGAGGCCUUAGAGCCCAGUCUGCAGCUGUCGCUUUGCUCAGAGCUAGCGAGCAGUAG